CAAAUAUCUUCUCUCAGGUAAUCCUUAAAAAUUCUGUUCAGGGUUAUUGGAGGAAGGAUGUUAUUUGGACGCUGACAUGGAGGAACUGAACAACAUCCCCAAUUUCAAGGCUGGUGACCAUGUCAUGUCGUACUCGCCAUUUAACGAGAAUGGUUCCAUCUUUUAAUAAUAUCUUAGCUGACGAACAUGCUUUGGUAAGAUCUUAGCUGACGACCAUGCUUUGGUAAGACCUGGCAGAACCUUAGCUUAUUUAAGAGUCGCACUUCAACGCUUAUUUUUCGUACGGACAAACAGAACACAAUCAAUUUACCACUCUUGCUUCUCAACUGCUUCACAGCACUACAUCUUUGCAGUAAUAACAGAAUCUCUUUCAAUUUGAUAUCUAGUAUUUCUCUGCGAAUUUGUUAUUUAUGGCGUUCACUUUGAUUGCCCUUUUAUCUAAAUCUUGCUUAGAAUUACAUUUCAAUCCCAUCUUAGAUUCAUAUGUUGCUGUAUGUCUUCAAACAUUAGUUACAAUCAAAUCUAGAGUUAAUUCUACUUGGCAAUGAGCUCUGAGGGUGUUAAAGAUGACUGUCUUGCGUGGGCAGCGGGAGACCCUUCUGGAGUCCUUUCUCCUUACAAGUUUAGUCGCAGGGCUCUUGGAAAAGAUGAUGUUUCGCUAAAAAUAACGCACUGUGGAGUUUGCUAUGCUGAUGUUAUCUGGAGUAAGAACAAGCAUGGAGAUUCGCGCUAUCCAUUGGUGCCCGGACAUGAGAUUGCUGGAAUUGUAAAGGAAGUUGGAUCCAGUGUCAGCAACUUCAAGGUUGGUGACCAUGUUGGAGUAGGCACUUACGUUAAUUCUUGCAGAGAAUGUGAGCAUUGCAAUGACAAGGAAGAAGUUAGUUGUGAAAAAGGAUCAGUUUUCACUUUUAAUGGCAUUGAUGCUGAUGGUUCGAUUACAAAGGGUGGAUAUUCUAGCUACAUCGUUGUCCAUGAAAGGUACUGCUUUCGGAUACCUGAUGGUUAUCCUUUGGCCUCUGCAGCACCUCUGCUUUGUGCUGGAAUCACUGUGUACAACCCCAUGAUGCGACAUAAGAUGAACCAACCUGGUAAAUCUCUUGGAGUGAUUGGGCUCGGUGGUCUGGGUCACAUGGCAGUGAAGUUUGGCAAGGCUUUUGGCUUGAAAGUAACUGUUUUAAGCACAAGCGUAUCUAAAAAGGAGGAAGCCCUGAGUGUGCUCGGCGCAGACAAUUUCGUGAUUACAUCCGAUCAAGCACAGAUGAAGGCCUUGUACAAAUCACUAGACUUCAUAAUCGACACAGCAUCCGGCGAUCACCCAUUUGAUCCAUACUUGCUUUUGAAGACUGCUGGUGUUUUUGUUCUUGUUGGGUUCCCAAGUGAAGUCAAAUUCAGUCCUGCGAGCCUCAAUAUCGGUAUGAAAACUGUAGCUGGUAGCAUAACAGGUGGUACAAGAGUGAUCCAAGAGAUGUUGGACUUCUGUGCUGCUAAUAAAAUUUACCCCGGGAUCGAAGUAAUUCCAAUUCAGUAUAUAAAUGAAGCUCUUGAGAGGAUGGUAAAGAACGACGUGAAGUACCGUUUUGUGAUUGAUAUUGAGAACUCCUUGAAGUGAUAGCAUGGAGGCAACCAGGGAAAUCUCCUCAUUUCAUGCAUACGGUCAUAAUAUGCAUGUUGGAUGCCAGGGGGUUUUCUUCUAUGAAAUAUAUUUGGGUUUGAUCCUAUCCUUGCUGUUGUUGAAAUAAUGAUCCAGAAUUUCGCGAAUGAAUCAUUUAUAUCCAGAAAUAUUGUACCGCAGCAAUAACAAUAUUUGUUACCUACUGUUUGAUUAAGUGUGGCGCUCUAUCCAAUAAAAGAAAUAGCAGUUUAUGUA
Messenger RNA from Populus trichocarpa (black cottonwood), 1867 nucleotides. Its product is annotated as probable cinnamyl alcohol dehydrogenase 1. Gene Ontology annotation, molecular function: oxidoreductase activity, acting on the CH-OH group of donors, NAD or NADP as acceptor; zinc ion binding. Lineage: Eukaryota; Viridiplantae; Streptophyta; Magnoliopsida; Malpighiales; Salicaceae. The record is from RefSeq and is a predicted model, not a curated record. The coding region runs from base 545 to 1609 and encodes 354 amino acids. The transcript has 7 exons.